Molecule: messenger RNA, 615 nt
Organism: Peronospora farinosa
Lineage: Eukaryota; Oomycota; Peronosporomycetes; Peronosporales; Peronosporaceae
Source: the annotation of a GenBank genome assembly
AUGGUCCAGCGCAAUUACAAUGUGGUGUUCCAUGUGUCGCUCUUGUUUAACAUGAUGCUACAUUAUGAAAAGCGUCGUCCAUGGUGGAGCUACAUUGAGCCAAAACUGAUCCUUGGUGCACUGCCACUACAAAACAAGAACCAUUUACACCAGUUGGUGCACGGAGAGGGCGUGAAAGCAAUUGUUACUAUGAACCAGCCAGUUGAGCUCUUACCAAAUUUCUUGUCAACGCCAAUUUCUUCAGCGGAAUGGGAGAAGGAGCAAAUCACUCAGUGCUUCGGGUCGACCGGGGACUUUUCUCCACCGACACUAGCUACCAUUGAGAGAUGCGUGAAUUUUGUUCAUGAGCAGAUUGACGUGCAACAAAACACGACGUACGUGCAUUGCAAAGCUGGUCGUGGUCGAAGCACGGUAAUCGUCGUGGCAUUCCUCAUUAAGUAUCGUCACAUGACACUCGAUGAGGCCUUUGAAGUGGUAAAAACCAAGCGACCACACAUCAGUCUCCAUCCAAAGCAGCACCAUAUCCUACGAGAGUUUAGUGAAAAGUACUCGCCAUCACUUUCGUCUAGCCCUGCAUCGCCUGUCAGUGCAUGCACACGAAACCAUGGACAAUAG